AGAGAGAGUCAGGAAUUUUGGGGAGUUAAUAUGGUACUAAUAGAUGAUUCGAAUGAUAGGAUACAUGCUUUUGCGAAUUCCAAAUAUUGUGAUGACCUGGUGAAGGAUAUAAAAGAAGGAGAGGUUUAUGUCAUCUCGAAUUUUAAAGUAAAAGAUUACUUGGGAGAUGAAAAAUACCGCGCUGUCCGAAAUAAGAAGCAUAUAUAUUUCACUGCUCACACACAGUUCAAGAAAUGCACCAAUGGUGGACUGCAAAUUGAGAAUUAUGCUUUUGACUUAUUUCAUCUUGAAGAUAUUGGGAAACUUGCAGACGACAAUCGAUUCCUCAUUGAUAUGGUUGGCAAAGUGAAAAAUGUGCAAGAACUAAUCAAAAUCAAGAAGAAUGAUGUUGAAAAAAGUCUGUUCAAGUUUGAAAUUUCAAAUGGGAGCUCGAGCGUGCCUGUUACGUUUUUCGAUGAGUUUGGACAAUUAGUGGAGAAGCAGUUUGGCAGCUUAGACGCCAAAAAUCUUUAUGUUAUAAUAUCAUGUGCUAAAGUCGGACGUUAUGAAGGUCAUGUUUGCUAUUCUAUCAUUUUUCCAACCUUAUGUUGGACAGAGAAGAAAAAAGAGCCGGUUAAGCCGUCUGUUCAGGGUCUGCAUUUGCUUGAAUAA
Molecule: messenger RNA, 651 nt
Organism: Daucus carota subsp. sativus
Lineage: Eukaryota; Viridiplantae; Streptophyta; Magnoliopsida; Apiales; Apiaceae
Exons: 5
Coding region: 31-651 (206 amino acids)
Source: RefSeq, a predicted model, not a curated record